Molecule: messenger RNA, 1629 nt
Organism: Phytomonas sp. EM1
Lineage: Eukaryota; Euglenozoa; Kinetoplastea; Trypanosomatida; Trypanosomatidae
Source: the annotation of a GenBank genome assembly
AUGAGGAGGUUUCUUUUAGCAAAAUGUGCCUCCACAUCUUCACGUUUCCUUAUCCUGCGUCCUGAAGCUACAAUUGAUCCUGAACGCUAUCCACUUGGCUACGUUCCAUUAGAUGAUACUGAACCCAUUGAUGCGGUGUAUUCUCUAAUCAAGGCAGGCCACUUUGUGGCUCCCCUAAACACUAUCGAAACCAUUCAUAAAGUCUAUAUUGGUGUUCGAAGUUUGUGUCAAUCUGAAUAUCCUUUGGUGGCUCCUCAAGAUGUUGUUAGUUCUCAAGCGAGAGAAAGGGAAAUGAUGAGUCGUAUUUUAAUACGGCGUGAUUUCUGGACGUUGGAAGACUUCAACGAUGCGGAACUGAAUCAAAGUUUUGGGGUUCAAAAUUAUUAUUUUGAUAACUACAAAUGGUCACAGUUUCUUUGGAGACGAUUCCAGCUUUUUGUUGAAGAAUACUACCCUAUCUCCGAGCAUUCUCAUUUGAAAUAUGUGGAGUAUGUUGAGUUGAUCAAAAGCUUUUUUGCGUUUGAGGAGGGUGCGUCCGUCGCUCCAUUGCUUCCUAAAGCCGUUAAACUUCACCCGCCAUAUGGAAUCAUGUUGCCUUCCCGUCCUUCGCUCGAACCAAUUAUAUUACUCAAGCGCUGGUUAACAAAUUUUAGGUCUACCUUAGGACUUAACCGAGCUUUAGUUGUGCACUGUGGUGCAGGGGUGGUGCCUUUUGCGGUUAAAUUUUGUAAUGUGCCGAUCGUUCGUGGUGUAGAUCCACAUCCUCGAGCAAUAUCCAGUUGCAGAAAGGAUGCUACGACACACCACAAGCUAGCGGGUAUGAGUUUUCAGACUGCCGAGCUGUUUCCUCAAGAGGAUCGAAACCCAAGAAAAUACGACAUGAUUGUAUUCUAUCCCGAUGAAGAAAUUGUGUCCUCAUUUACUGACUAUACUAGUAUAUUUGCUCCUGGUAUGCAGGGGGUUGCUGGAAAAUUAGAGGAAUUUUUUGAAAAGGCUUCAGACUUUCUAACGGACACGGGGGUAAUCGUCAUUUGCUGCACCAACCUGCGUUCGAUUUUAAAUUCGUCGGAGCCGCAUCCUAUUGAGUAUGAAAUCAAACAAAAUCGUCGGUUUGUACUAUUAGAUUACUAUGAUGCCCCAAUACGCUAUGGUGGCUUUCUUCGCCAUCAGUUUUUGGGUCCCAAGGUUUCAAUGAUAUCGGAUUUGAAAAGAAAAAUGCGUUCCGAGUUGUGGAUAUUACAUAAACUUACCUCAAUACACAACUUUGGGUUCUUCCAUCAAAUUCCUGGCGCGAAACCACCACCACACAGUCAUGAUUGGGGUAGGAAGAAAGCAAGUUUCAAGCGUCAAAAACACCUGAAGAAUUACGUUGAGAUGCUUGGCGGGGAUUGGGAUGACUAUAAAAAACGCUUAAUGCACAUGCUACAGGAGGCAACGGAUGAACCAGAGGAUGAUAUUGCUGAGGCGGUUCGCAUGGCAUUGGAUCCGACCUAUCCUCUCGAGCUUUCUCAGCGUGCCAAGGCUACGAUUGAACAAAACUUGAAGGAAAAGGAGCGUUUCGACCUCCAAGUGUUUGAGGAUUAUAUUGACAAGUCACCAAGAGAAUCAUUCGAUUCCAAAGUCUUGUAG